AAGAAAAAAGAAAAAAGAAAGAAGUAGAAGAAGAAAAGAAAUGGAGAAGAGAGAGAGUGAGUAUGGUGGUGGUGCCUCGCUACCUUCACAAUCAUGCAGAGACGCGAACGAAAGAAAGGUGACGUACUUCUACGAACCCACCAUUGGAGACUUCUUCUACGGUCAUGGUCAUCCAAUGAAGCCUCACCGGAUCCGCAUGGCUCACAGCCUCGUCGUCCAUUACGGCCUCCACCGCCUUUUGCAAGUCUCCCGUCCCUUUCCGGCUUCCGCCUCCGACGUCGGCCGCUUCCACUCCGACGACUACGUUCAAUUCCUUUCCACUGUCACGCCGGACCUCGCUGUCGCCGCCCACGCCAACCACUCCAAUUACCGCACGCUCCGGCGAUUCAAUGUUGGCGAUGAUUGCCCCGUUUUCGACGGCCUCUUUAACUUCUGCUGUGUCUCCGCCGGCGCCUCCAUCGGCGCCGCCGUCACGCUCAACCGUCGUGAUGCUGAUAUUGCUGUUAAUUGGGCCGGUGGCCUCCACCAUGCCAAGAAAGCUGAGGCUUCGGGAUUCUGUUAUGUUAACGACAUCGUUCUUGGGAUUCUUGAGCUCCUCAAGAUUCACAAGCGUGUGCUGUAUGUUGACAUUGAUGUUCACCACGGUGAUGGCGUUGAAGAGGCCUUUUACACUACUGAUAGAGUGAUGACAGUGUCUUUCCAUAAGUAUGGGGAUUUUUUCCCAGGCAGUGGGCACAUAAAAGACAUUGGGGUGGGCGAAGGAAAGAAUUAUUCUCUGAAUGUUCCACUAAAUGAUGGAAUGGAUGAUGAAAGUUUCCGUGGCCUGUUUCGUCCCAUCAUUCAAAAAGUCAUGGAGGUUUAUCAACCUGAUGCAGUUGUUCUUCAAUGUGGAGCUGAUUCGCUGUCAGGUGACAGGUUGGGUUGCUUCAACUUGUCUGUGAAGGGUCAUGCAGAUUGUGUUCGUUUCCUUCGAUCAUUCAAUGUUCCUCUGAUGCUUUUAGGUGGAGGAGGAUAUACGAUUCGUAAUGUUGCUCGCUGUUGGUGUUACGAGACAGCGGUGGCAGUGGGAGUUGAGCUUGAUAAUGACUUGCCUUACAAUGAAUACUACGAGUAUUUUGGCCCUCAAUAUGUUCUUCAUUACAAGCCUUCGAGACGGGAUAACCUAAACAAGCCCAGAGAUCUCGAAAAGAUUAGAAUCAAGUUACUAGAACGGCUCUCCAGACUUAGCCAUGCCCCCAGUGCUCCUUUUCAGACAACUCCAUCGGUUACAAAUGUUCCAGAAGAGGAAGAAGAGGAUAUGGAUGUAAGACCAAAUUGUCGCCUAUGGAACGGUCAAGAUUUUAAUUCGGAUAAUGAUGAAGAUGUGGAGAAUACAAAAUCUUCAAACUCAGCUGGCUGAAGCAGCAGGCGCAAUUCAGAUGAGAUGGACGAUAUAGAAGAGACUCCUUAACCUCAAUAUCGAUAGGCAUUAGAACAGAGCAAAUUGCAAGUUACCAUGUCAGAGAGGAAGCUCAUUGUGUUGAGCUGUAUCAAAAUAUGUAAUUCUAGUUGUAAAUGUUUGCAACUUUAAUACUUUGAUGUACAAAGAAGCAUGUACAGUUGCCAAAUCUUUACAUGGCGAAUGAUGGCACGGUGGUGGCGGCCGCCGUUGGGUUUCUAGAAAGUCACCUUAUACAAAUAAUGUGUUUAGUUCGUACUUGAUUUGCAAAUGAAGUUUGGAACAAAUAAUACUCAAUUGCAACUGUGUGAUAAAAACUUAAGUUGACUUUAAAACUAUUUCAUUCCUUUUAUUCUGUGGGGUAGGUAUACUUGGAAUUUCUUAUUUUUAUAACCACUCAAUUCCCAUCUCACAGUUAAGACUACACUGUAUUUUAUUCUCAUUUCAACAACAGUACUCUGUCUAUAAUAGACCUUCCUCAGUUGAGUUAGCUCUCUAUUAAUACUAGAACUUGUAAUGAAACUGCAUCCUCUACCUACUUGAGUUGACUAUAGAGACCUUGGUCAUCUUUGAUCCAAUUUUUCAUUGAGGUGCUAUACAGAAUAACCAAUCAUAACUUAGAAAGGUGCAAUCUCCAGCUAUUUUCUUGUUUGAAAAACAGGGUAUUGUUAUUUGGGGUUUGGGAAUCUUGCAAUGGAAGGUAAACAGUUUCUGUUGAAGUCAAUGGUAACUUUCAUAGUGUUAUUCCUUCUUGUUGGUCACCCAACUCCAGCAGUUUCUGAACUCUCAUCCGAUGGCUAUGAGAUGGUGUUACCUACAUCGGUUGCAACUCGUGGCAGCCUUGGGUGGCUACAUAUGAAUGGUGGAAAAGUAAGUAUGGAGAAUUCGGAGGGAAGAUUCGUUGGCCUAAGUGAUCGGAGGAGUCUGAGAUCGAAUCCGUCGCGGCCACCAACUCCUCAUCGAAGUCCAACAACAAUUUAUAAAUCCCCUCCUCCUCGGCCACCACCUCCUCCUCCUCCUCCUCCUCCUCCUCCUCCUCAUCAUCAUCAUCAUCAUCAUCAUCAUCAUCAUCAUCAUCAUCAUUCUCUUCCUCCUCCUUGUAAUCCUCCACCAUUUUAACAAUAAAUUCAAGUUCCUCCUAUCUCUUUAGUCUUUUGUGUGCUUAGUGACGCUUAAAAAUUAAUAAAAUUCAUGAAAAUCUAUGUGAAAUGUUAUGUACUUUUCUCUCUGUUCCUUGAUUAUGCUAUAAAGGAUGUUGUAUUCUUGUAUUCUAUGUAACUA
This is a messenger RNA of Arachis stenosperma, 2719 nucleotides long. RefSeq names its product histone deacetylase 6-like. Gene Ontology annotation, molecular function: histone deacetylase activity. The record is from RefSeq and is a predicted model, not a curated record. Lineage: Eukaryota; Viridiplantae; Streptophyta; Magnoliopsida; Fabales; Fabaceae. The transcript is spliced from 7 exons. Bases 41 to 1399 code for a protein of 452 amino acids.